UCCUGUCACCUCUUCUGGGCGUCUUCAAAAUGAAGGUUUUCAUUCUCUCCGUACUUUUGGGCCUCGCCAUCUCGGACAAGCUCCCUUCCAACACCUAUGGUGUCCCGAAUGGAGGGAUUGGAGCUUCCAACGGAGCCUCGGGAAACGGAUUCGGAGCAUCGGGUAACGGAUUUGGAUCAGCAGCUAACGGAUUCGGAGCCUCAAGCAAUGGAUUCGGAGCUCCAAACAAUAGAUAUGGAGCACCAACUAACGGAUAUGGACAGGACGACGAAGUAGCGGCUCUGGCCGAGAGCAUUCCCGGGGGCGGCGUCCCCGGCGAGGACUACCCCAUCUUGGCUUCCGUGCCCGACACCGGCUUCUCCUGCGAUGCCCAGGCGGUGCAAGGUUAUUACGCCGACACUGCAGCUGAAGCCGGCUGCCAGGUGUUCCAUAUCUGCCAGGACCGCGCCCUCAGGCGCCAACAGGACUCCUUCCUGUGCCCCAACGGUACCAUCUUCAACCAGCAGUACCUGGUAUGUGACUGGUGGUUCAACGUGGACUGUUCUCAAGCUGAGAGCUUCUACUCCGUCAACGAGCUCAUCGGAGUCGAUCCCGACGCCACCGGAUACGCCUAUGGACCUGCUGCUAAUGGCAACGGCAACGGAGCUAAUGGAAGACAGAAUGGUAAUGGAAACGGUCGCACGAACGGCAGGAACGGAAACGGAUACGGCUCUAACGGCAACGGAGUCAAUGGAAACGGAUCCGCUGGAAAUGGAAACAAUGGUUAUGGUGCUAAUGGCAGUGGUAUCAACGGCAAUGGCUCGAACGGCAAUGGCAGGGGUGGCUAUACCUCCAAUGGCAAUGGUCUCAACGGCAACGGAAACGGAAUCAACGGCAACGGAAACGGCAACGGGGCAGGCGUCCCUUCCCAGGCCUACGGCGCCCCCUUCUGAUCCGUCGCGAGGAAUCCACUUUGACUUUUGUACAUACAUACAGAGUACUAAAAAUUAUAUUUUUUCCUUUUCA
Messenger RNA from Penaeus vannamei (Pacific white shrimp), 1005 nucleotides. RefSeq names its product pro-resilin. Gene Ontology annotation, cellular component: extracellular region. The record is from RefSeq and is a predicted model, not a curated record. Lineage: Eukaryota; Metazoa; Arthropoda; Malacostraca; Decapoda; Penaeidae. Gene Ontology annotation, molecular function: chitin binding.